This is a messenger RNA of Etheostoma cragini (Arkansas darter), 1799 nucleotides long. RefSeq lists its product as uncharacterized. Gene Ontology annotation, molecular function: serine-type endopeptidase activity. NCBI's taxonomy places the organism in Eukaryota, Metazoa, Chordata, Actinopteri, Perciformes, Percidae. Gene Ontology annotation, biological process: proteolysis. Bases 100 to 1065 code for a protein of 321 amino acids. The transcript has 6 exons. The record is from RefSeq and is a predicted model, not a curated record.
UUGUGUGUGUGCACGAGUGUGUGCGUGUACCUGUUUGCGUACCUCUGCCUGAUAUAAAUAGAGUGGGAUGUGUGCCGGCCUGUGAUUCUGUGAUAGACGAUGGCUGUACCAGGACCUCCUCUGCUCCUCUUUCUGUCCCUGCUGCUGCCGUUGCUGUUGAGCAAGGCAUCUCUGCCAGCAGCUGCAUACACACUCACCCCCGGACGACAGCCACAGCACAAGCUCCUCCACCUGGACUGGCCUAAGGAUUGUGGUAUGGCUCACUUUAAGCCCAACAUGGCUGAGAGGAUUGUUUCUGGUAAUGAGGCCAGACCUCACUCUUGGCCCUGGCAGGUCUCUCUGCAGGUUCUUCCCAGGGGAAGUAAAAAUUACAUUCAUGUCUGUGGAGGAACUCUCAUCCACAAGAACUGGAUCCUUACUGCUGCUCACUGCUUCCAAAAGGGUAAAGCUGAGGAUGCUGGGAGCUGGAGGAUUGUCCUAGGGAAGCACCAGCUGAAGCGCUCAGAGACGGCAGAGAGAAUUUUCCCCGUGAAGAGAAUCUACCGGCACGAGAACUUCCGUUACCCGACUCACAGCGAGCUGGACUACGACAUUGCCCUAGUGAAGGCUGCAACAGAUAUCGUCCCUUCAAACUUCAUCCGCUACGCCUGUCUGCCACGCAAGCAGACUAGCCUCAAUCCGGGACACUACUGCUGGGUCACAGGCUGGGGAGACACCCGGGGUGGGAAGGAGAAUGUGUCUCUGGCAGAAGCCCUGAAUCAAGCCCGUCUGCCCAUCAUUGACUUCAAGACCUGCCGGCAGAAGAAAUUCUGGGGUGAUCGUGUCCGAGACUCCAUGAUCUGUGCUGGGUUCAGGGACACUGAGGGCCCACCUGCUGCAUGUCAGGGUGACUCUGGUGGUCCUCUGCUGUGCCAGCAGGGGCAGGAUCGCUGGGAGGUGCACGGCGUGGUGAGCUUCGGCCCGAUUGGCUGCACCGUGGAGAAUAAACCCAGCGUUUUCACCCGCACCGCAGCGUACAUCCACUGGAUCGAGGCAACACGCAUCAGGGACUUCUUCCUGCACUAAGCGGGCCGCCUGACUCAUCGCUGACAGCAAACAUAAGCUCUGCUCUGUUUCAUGUCAACAGACAACUACAAUCUGUUUACCUAAAAGUCUCAAUGCAACAGUUCAUUCAACAAAAAGUAAAUACAUGUUCUCAAUGUGAAAUUGUUCUCUUACAAGUCAUUUUUUAAAUUCUACACUGCUCUGAUGUUAAACAGCAGAAAGUGGCAGAGCACUGGAUAGUAUACACUACACAUGAUAUCUUACAUCCAGUCUUCAUUUGAGCAAUUGGUUUAAAACAAAAAUCUUUGUCAAAAUUUCCCCAUUUCCUUUAAUAUAGUAGUUAAUACAGCGGAUUUGAUGGAGACACAAACAGCUUUACAGUGAUUCUUGCACAUUAAAACAGAGGCCGCUGCUUUUACGCUUCAAUAAAUACAGAGCAGAACCAUAAGGCUUAGUUCUGCGUUUGUAGAUCAUAGUUGAAAAUCUCUUUGCUCUUCUACUACAAGUCUUUCAGUCCAGAAUCAGUACAUGAAUCCACUGCCGUUCAUCUGAUGAACCACACACCCCAUAUGUCACAUGUCAUGUUACACAUUGGCUCUUUUAACCCAAAUAUCAUGGGUUCAUUGAUUCAGGAUAAGCAUCAAUGAAGACUAAUAAGCCUCCCAUAAACAAUAUAACAAAUGACACACCUCUAUAAAACAUCCUCACAGAGUAUUGUCAUUACUGAUUAGAUCAGUGACAAGAACACCUCAGAG